UGUAGUGUAAGUAAAUCGGAGCAUAGCGAAUGUAGAUCACACGAUUUCCAAUCAAAUACUAAAAUAAACUGGUAAAGUGUACAAGAUAAUGCACGCGCAAGAGAGAAAUUCAGGGGCUGAGUGCAACGACCGAUUUCGAAUUUUCAAAAAUAUACUCGCCCAUAACCGUCAGCGAAGUGUGCAAAAGUGCCCGGCACUCACACUAUAUACUCGGCGCCAUUUUGUUCGUGGCUUUCUGUUCUGCCGUGGGUCGCGCGGCGGGGCUCUAUAAAAUAAUAAAAUAAAAAAAGUUGCCGCGAUAGAUUACCGCCCGUGUGUGCAUUGGACUGUGGAAUUAAAUAUAUAAUACUACGGGCACUACUAGAAACAAUUGCAACCUCGAAGCAGCAUUAAUAUUGCCAAGAUAAUUUCGUCGUUUCGAUUACAGAAGGUUGUCAGGUCGAGACGAAAUUCAGCCGAACAUAAAAUAUGUCUGAGCCAAUAUUGGAUCAUAUAGAUUCAGUGGAUGAAGAGUUGGAAGUUGAAUCUAAUUACAAACCACCACCAGAAAAAACGAUUGAACAAAUUCUAGAGGCUGACAAGGAAGAUGAGAGUCUAAAAAAAUAUAAAGAAACUCUUUUGGGUGAAGCUAAAGCUGGUGGAGUAAUUGUUGAUCCCAAUGAUCCCAGGAAAGUUAUAGUUAAAAAGUUAGCAUUGUGUGUAACAGAUCGACCUGAUAUGGAGUUAGACUUAACGGGUGAUUUGACACAAUUAAAGAAACAAACAUUUGUUAUUAAAGAAGGAGUUAGUUACAAAAUUCGAAUUGAUUUUGUUGUGCAACGAGAAAUUGUUCAUGGCUUGAAAUAUCUGCAAAAGACCUAUCGUCUAGGUGUACCUGAAGUGACAGUUGAUAAAAUGACGCACAUGGUUGGUUCAUAUCCGCCUAAAACAGAGAUUCAAUCAUAUACAACUUCGGCCGAAGAUGCACCGUCCGGUGUGAUGGCACGAGGCUCUUACACCGUCAAUUCUUUAUUUACCGACGAUGACAGAAAUGAGCAUUUAAAGUGGGAAUGGUCAUUCGACAUCAAAAAAGAUUGGCGAGAAUAAAACUAAGACGGUUUUGUCACAUGAAAAUGAAUCAGUACAACGACGGAACUCGUUGCCUUCGUUUCGACCAACGAUUAAAGAUGACAGUUAAGAGGGUAGGGUACAGUGAAGAGGUUAAAAUGAUAAUUUUGCUUUAUUAAAAAAAAAAUUUAAGUAAAGCAAUUGCACCAGCAUUUUAUGU
This is a messenger RNA of Ceratosolen solmsi marchali, 1267 nucleotides long. RefSeq names its product rho GDP-dissociation inhibitor. Gene Ontology annotation, biological process: Rho protein signal transduction. Gene Ontology annotation, cellular component: membrane; cytosol; cytoplasm. NCBI's taxonomy places the organism in Eukaryota, Metazoa, Arthropoda, Insecta, Hymenoptera, Agaonidae. The transcript is spliced from 5 exons. The record is from RefSeq and is a predicted model, not a curated record. Bases 469 to 1086 code for a protein of 205 amino acids. Gene Ontology annotation, molecular function: Rho GDP-dissociation inhibitor activity; protein binding.